AUGAGGACAAGGAUUACAGAUGUCAAAACCUUGCAAGAGUUUGAAAACUCAAGUAGCAAAGAUUAUAAUGAAAAAAGUGUAGUAUUUAGGUUUGAAUAUAGAGAUUAUAAUUCAGCUGAAAGGCAAGUCAAAAAUCAUACAAUAGAAGUUGGAUUUUAA
Messenger RNA from Diversispora eburnea, 159 nucleotides. NCBI's taxonomy places the organism in Eukaryota, Fungi, Glomeromycota, Glomeromycetes, Diversisporales, Diversisporaceae. The record is from the annotation of a GenBank genome assembly.